Vitrella brassicaformis is the source of this 2225-nucleotide messenger RNA. NCBI's taxonomy places the organism in Eukaryota, Vitrellaceae. The record is from the annotation of a GenBank genome assembly.
GGGAGAAAGAAGAGGAAAGAGGAGGAAGGAGGAGCCCUCCUGAGCAUCGCGUCAGGAGCUACUUAUCCACCAAAAUCCGCCAGGCGUUCGGUGCCUCCCCAAUCUCUCUCCCCUCAGCCCCAUCACUGCAGCCCGGCUCCUUCAAUUGGCUCCUUCCGGCAAGAUGUCUUCCACAUCCACAUGCAAGGUGGCCGUCUUUUCUGCCAAAGGUCAGCCAGCCUUCGCCUCCUCGUGUUUGGCAGUCACGCCUGAGGCUCCCCUUUCUCUCGAUCAAUCGCCACCUUUCUGCUCUCCAUGUCUGUUGCCAGUCUACGACAGGGCGUCGUUGACGCAGCAGCUGAGCCUCCUCGGCCACAACAUCGAGUUCACCUUCCUCGAACCACGCCUCACGCCCGUCAGCCUGACCAUCCAACCAUAUGUGGGGGCCGGGCACAAACGACGCUUUCGGCUAUGUCUUUUCAGGCCACUGUGAGUCUUGCGAAGGGGUUCAGUGUGGUCUGUGCGUUCAUCAAUGACGUCAUCAACGAGGAGGUGCUCAAAGAGCUGGACAAGCUGGGAAUCCGUCAGGUGGCCCUCAGAUGUGCCGGCUUCAACAACGUCGACUGUAUGCGUAGCGCAGCACUGACAUCCACUGACUCAAGGCGAUGUCUCUCUGCCUCUCUCUCUCUCUCUCUGUGUCUGUGUGUGUCUAUGUCCAGUGGUAGCGGCUGAGAAGUGGAAGAUAACAGUGUGUCGAGUGCCGGCCUACUCGCCCUACGCCGUGGCCGAGCACGCCGUCGGACUCGUAGGCAUAUCACUUUGCAAACGCAGUGGUCACAUUUUGACAGUCUCGGUCUGCUCUUACAGAUGAUUUGCCUCAACAGAAAUCUCCACAGAGCAUUUUCCCGUAAGCCCCCCAAGCGGAACACAAUACUGCACGGAUGCCUAUCUCUCUCUCCCUCUCUGUGUGUGUCUGUGUGUCUCUGUGUGAUGUUUCAAAGGUGUCCGUGACGGCAACUUCUCGAUCAACGGUCUGCUGGGGAUGGAUUUCCACGGCAAGACGUUCGGCUUCCUCGGGACGGGCAGGAUCGGAUUCCUCACCGCCCGUAUCUGCAGCGGAUUCGGAUGCAACAUACUCGGUACACACGCAAUGCAGCCCAGCAGUGGGUCCAUCCGCCAAUGGGUGUGUGUGUGUGUGUGUGCAGGGUGUGAUCCGUAUAAGAAUGCCGACUUUGAGAAGCUGGGCGGCAAGUACGUCGAGAUGGACGAGCUGCUGGCGACGUCGGACAUUAUUUCGCUGCACUGCCCCCUCACGCCCGAGAGUCACCAUCUGAUCAACGAAAAGACCAUUGCCAAAAUGAAACCAGGGGCCGUCAUCGUCAAUACGUCACGAGGUACGUCCCAGAAAGACACAUAGAGACACAAAGACACGUACACAUCGAGGCGAUAUACCGCUUUCUGUCUUGGUCGCUCUUUCAGGCCCCCUGAUCCACAGCAGAGACAUGAUCGAAGGACUGAAGUCGGGAAAGGUGCUCUCUUUUUUAGAUUCAAUUCGACGUGUCUCGAUGUCUUCAUGCCUCCUCUCUGUGUGUCUGGAUAGGUCGGCGGUUUGGCGAUUGAUGUCUACGAGGACGAGGAGGAGAUAUUCUUCGAAGAUCUGUCCAGCGAGGUGCUCCAGGACGACACCAUUGCCCGGCUUCUCACGUUUCCCAACGUCAUGAUCACUGCGCACCAGGUGGGUGGUUGCAGGCAGGAAUCCUUUACCACACACACAAAGACACAGAGACACCGAGGGCAAAUCUGUCUGUCUGCCUGUCUCUGUCUGUCUGUCUGUCUGUGCGCGUAGGCAUUCUUCACCAAGGAGGCUCUGGAGGCGAUAGCCAAGGUGACGAUCGGCAACAUCGCCUCGUUCGACGGCCAGACGAGCGACGACUCGUGGAAGCAGAACCAGGUCAAGAACCAGACGCACCGCCGACCCUCAAAGGAAUCAAUCGACGUGAAAGAGACAAAGAUGGGCCAUGCACGGCCACCCAGUUCACCUUGCGUUGUACUGCGCUGAUAUGGUCUGCUCUGAUCCGGGCUAUACUGAGUAGCAGUACAGUCUAUGCUCAUCGAUGGAUGGCACUAAGUGCUUUGUGCCUAAGACUCUGAUUGGACGGGCAGUGCGGACGAGCAAGAGACUGUGUGCUUUGUGGCCAAAGGCCUUUGACGACUGAGGAAUCCGAUGUUGUCAAGCCUGCAUCGCG